UAGUCCACUGUAGUCCUGAUUCAAGGACUAUAUAUUAUAAUGUAUUCAUCUGUUUAUUUAGUUCUGUAUUACUCUCUAAAGUCCUGAGUAGUUUCCUCAAGACAUGCCAUGCCCUUUCACAAUUUAGAUAAAAGAGAAAUAUUAAGGGACAGGGAAAAAUUAAAGGAGUUGGGGCUCUGGGACGUUAUUUACGAUAAAGGAAUCUUACAAACAUUGAGCAGGAGUAAGGGAGUUAAACCCUGGGAAUCUAAUGAAGAAGAACUUAACAAGGAACUGAGGCGACUUGGAUUAAAAAAAGAAGAUCUAAAACUGGACAAAAAACCAUUAUUACUAGAUCCAGCAAAUAAUCCAAUAGAUAGAGUGAAAGCUAAGUAUAUGGAUACCGGAUCAUAUCUGAGACCUCACGACAUACUCUUCUGCUUACAAAACACUAAAUUUUCUGAGGAAAAGAUUAUUUCAUGGUUUAAAAGGUUUCGACUUGAGUGUCCAGAUGGACGGUUGAGUAGAACACAUCUCAGGGAGCUCUUUCAGAAGGUCUUUCCAGACGGAAACUCGUCGAAGAUUACUGGCCACAUAUUUCGAAUAUUCGACAGUGACGGAAACGAUUUUCUCGACUUUAAAGAGUUUCUGAUGGCCAUAGAUGUCGCAAAUAGAGAUACAGACGAGGACAAGCUGAAAUGGGCGUUUAAACUCUACGACGUGGACAGCAACGGCGUCAUAGACGUCAAGGAAAUGGCCGCAAUCAUUGAAACCCUAGACUGUAUUGAGGGUGUAAAACCGGGAGUUAUUCGGUAUGAUGAGAACGGAAACCCUGAACCUAUUGCUGAUACUAAAACCAGAGCUAUGGAGAUAUUUGCUGCCAUAGAUCGAGACUGUCAAGGAACUCUAAAUGAAGAAGAAUUUAUAGAGGCAUACAAAAAGAGAUCUGAGAUCUUGAAGAGACAGGACUCUAUGGAGCAGAAGAAAAAAAUGUUCUGCAUAAUACUCACCGGUCCAAUCAUACAGAAACAUAAUGAUUUCUCAGAGGACAAGAUGUUUGACCUGUGUUCCAGCGUGCUGACCAGUCGAGCUGGUAUUAUGGUGGAAACAGAGGAUCUGGCGCACGUGGAGCUAAAAUCUGUUUCCUCAGCAGAAACUGUUUUUACUAAAUCUAUCUUUGUCAGAUUCAAUGAUCUUGCUCUCAGGAUGAAAGUUUGGUCUGCCCGUGGUUAUGCUGAGAGAAACAAACUCUUUAUGGAGGAAUGGUUGACAGACUUCAGAUCCAACCUUCUCAAGAAGUGUCAGACCUUGAUGAAGCAGGAGUAUAUCGUGAACGUGAAGACUAAGGACGGGGAUAUUAUCGUGUUCUAUAAUGACAAGGUGGACGGGUUGCUGAAGAGAAGGGUUGUUGUGACCCAGGAGGAGUAUGAUGACCUGCUCCGUGUUAUCGGAAAGAGUGAAGAGUUUGAUCCCAGCAAGGAUGGUUUAGCUAAGCCUUCUCCAACCGAACCAAACAAAAAGUUGGAAGAUAUUGCAGAGGAGGAGAAAACGUAGAAACUUAAUUAAUACAUUUAUUACUUUGUUAUUCAUUUAUGAUAAAUAUAAAAAGUGAAAAUAAAAAUAUUACAAUGAAAA
Eurytemora carolleeae is the source of this 1614-nucleotide messenger RNA. RefSeq lists its product as uncharacterized. The record is from RefSeq and is a predicted model, not a curated record. NCBI's taxonomy places the organism in Eukaryota, Metazoa, Arthropoda, Copepoda, Calanoida, Temoridae. The transcript is spliced from 13 exons. Bases 109 to 1533 code for a protein of 474 amino acids. Gene Ontology annotation, molecular function: calcium ion binding.